AUGUCAGCAAUGUCUCGGAUGGCGGUCAUUGCUCUAACCUGUACACUAGUUCUGUUGGAUGUUCAUGGGCAAUAUUGGAGCCGGAGUUAUCAAGUGAGCUUCAGUGAUAAUCGACGAGUUUAUUACCAUGGGGAUAUAAUACAGUGCACUGGUAAACGACGGAUUUGGCACCCAUUUUAUCGGUUUUCUGAUAGGUAUGAAAUAGCUGAUAUUGAUAUUGUUAUCCAACAAUAUCUGACAAACGGAACACGUGUGGAAUUAACGUCAUGUCCAUUUAGUGACGGUUACCGAUGUUCGGCCCAUCUCAUCGACGACGGAUGUAGAGAAGUGAAUGUAGCAUGUUCAGUUACAAAAAAUGAGACGGAGUUUGAUAAAAUAUCAAGGGAGAUUGUUAUGACCAGCAGACCAUCCAUUAAAGCUUUUCACAUUCACUAUAAAAAUGUGAGUAGUGACAAUUACACACAAGUUUUCCCAACGGGAAGUUUAAUAGAGUUGAUUUGCAGUGGAGAUUGA
Molecule: messenger RNA, 513 nt
Organism: Saccostrea cuccullata (small rock oyster)
Lineage: Eukaryota; Metazoa; Mollusca; Bivalvia; Ostreida; Ostreidae
Exons: 3
Coding region: 1-513 (170 amino acids)
Source: RefSeq, a predicted model, not a curated record